AUGCAAAGAAUUGCCUUAUUACAUACUAAUUUCUGUUCUUAUGAAAAAGUUAUUGUAGAAAGAUUAGAAUAGGAGUAAAUUGGUUUAAUAUACUUAAAUUCCCCAAAUGAUCUAAAUUCUUUGUCUGAACCAAUGAAAAGAGAUCUUGCAUUGGCAAUUUAAGAAUUGGAUUCAGAUAGCAAUAUUAAGGUAAGAUUAUAUUUUUUAAUAAGGUUUUAAUUUUGUUGUCCAAAUUAGAAAAGCUAUUUUGUGCUGGAGCCAAUAUUAAAGACAUUUCAAAAAUUAGUUUGGAAUCAUAGUUGAAAGGAGACAUAUUUUAGAAUAUAUUUUAAGUGUUAGAAUCUAUAAGAAAGCCAUUAAUAGUAGGAAUCAACGGAGUAGCUUUGGGAGGAGGUCUUGAACUUGCUUUGAAUGGUGAUAUAAUUGUUGCAACAGAGGAGUGUAAAUUGGGUUUGCCAGAACUAAAAUUAGGUUUUAUCCCAGGACUAGGAGGAACAUAAAGAUUGACAAAACUUAUUGGAAAGACUAAUGCUAUGAAAUACAUCUUAACUUCUGAUAGUAUUUCAGCUUAAGAAGCUUAUUAAAGAGGAAUAGUGAAUUCUGUAGUGAAAAAAGAGUAAUUAAGGGAAGAAUGCAUUAAUAUUGCAAAGAAAAUAAGUGAGAAAUCAUUAUACACACUUAUUGCAGCAAAGGCUGCCAUAAAGAAUGCUGAAGAGAUGCCAAUUAGUUAAGCCAAUAAAGUGGAGAGAUAAAUAUUUAAUAGUCUUUUAAAUACUAAAGCUGCUAAGGAAGGAGUCACUGCUUUUGUGGAAAAGAGAAAACCUAAUUUUAGAAACAUAUGA
Molecule: messenger RNA, 842 nt
Organism: Paramecium primaurelia
Lineage: Eukaryota; Ciliophora; Oligohymenophorea; Peniculida; Parameciidae
Source: the annotation of a GenBank genome assembly